This is a messenger RNA of Corapipo altera (White-ruffed manakin), 6934 nucleotides long. RefSeq names its product extra spindle pole bodies like 1, separase (gene ESPL1). Lineage: Eukaryota; Metazoa; Chordata; Aves; Passeriformes; Pipridae. Gene Ontology annotation, biological process: proteolysis; meiotic chromosome separation. Gene Ontology annotation, cellular component: nucleus; centrosome; mitotic spindle. Gene Ontology annotation, molecular function: cysteine-type endopeptidase activity. The record is from RefSeq and is a predicted model, not a curated record.
GCCCCCUGGCGGCCGAAGAGGAGCGGCCGCGGAAGCCCCACAUCAUUUUGGAAGCCCCUUGGAAACACUGCAGGAUGGAUGGGAAGGAGAAGGGGGACAACAUCGAGGAGAGGCUGGAGAAGCUGAGGGAAUCCCUGCAGAUCCCCCCGGGAGCGCCCCCGCCGUCCCGGCAGCGGCGGCUCCAGGCGUGUGACCGUGUGCUCCGAUCGUGUGUGGAGCAGCUGGGCCGGGAGGGUCCCCCCUCCUUUGGACCCCCCCUCAUGGCCCUGGCCCAGGAGGCCGCCAGGGGCUACCUCAGCAUGGUCCCGAACCCCCCGGGCCUGUACUUGGAGAAGAUCCUCUUCCACUUGCUCAGGAACGCCGUGAAUUCCUGCUGGAGGACCGGGAAUUCCUGCUGGGCUGUGGCUGAGCUGCUGCGGGAGCGACUCCGAACCUACACCCCCCUCCAGGACCCCCCCAAAGACUUCACCACUGUCACCUACAACACCUUCUGUGUCCUCUGGAAAGGGGCAGCGGCCCUGGCAGGGCCUGACCGGCCUCGGGAAGAGGGAAGAUCCCUGUUUUCUGCCCAGAUCCGUGCCCUGCGCUUCCUGCUGCUGCUGGAGCGGGACGGGGGGUCUCUGCCCCCUCUGCAGCCCCCCUUCUUCACCUCCCAGACAGCCCAAAAGGCAGCAGCAGCCUCUGCCCUUUAUGAGGCCGAGAGGGCUCCCUGCCCUGUGUUCCUGGCCCGGCAGCUCAGGGAAUUCCUCCUGGAGACUCUCCGGGAGGAAGCCCCAAAUCCUCCCGGGAUCCAACACUCCCUGUGCUUCCUGGAGCUCACCCUGGAGUGCUCCAGGCACCUCUGCAGGGCUGGCAGGUUCCACGAGGCCCUGGAGGCCCUGGAGGAGGCCAAGGCAUUCCUGGGGCGCUCUAGGGAGGAUUUGGGGGCCCCCCUGGCGCUGCUGGAGGCUGGGAUCCAGCUGGGAAAGGGGAGGUCCCCUCCAGGGCCCCUGCUGUCCCAGGCAGCUGCAGCGCUGAGGGGGGAGGGCUCAGAGAGGACCCUCAGGGUGCUGCUGGAGGGGGCCCGGUUUGUGACAGCCCAGCUCGGGGAGGUGACGAGGAGGAGUCGGGAGCUGCCCUUCGGCCUCGAGGACCUGCCUGGGCUCUGUGCCUUCACCGAGGGGCAUUGCUGGGCCCUGCAGCGGCUGCUCGGCAGGGUGCCCCCCGAUGCCCUCAAGCAGCAGGUGACGGUGAAGCAGCUCCUAUUCCGGAGCCUCCAGCUCUUCUCCAACACCAUCCACGACACCUUCCGGGGCUCCCAGCCCUCAGGGUGGCUGGGGCUGGCCCAGGUGAGCAGGACCUGCACCCAGAGCGUGACCUGGAUGGUGGAGGCUCUGGGGGGGCCCCCCGAGACCGACAGGGCCAAGUUCCUCGAUGUCACCGCCUCGUGCACCUUCAAGCUGGGCUUCGCCUUCCAGAGCUGGAACUUUCUGGAAGAGGCCGGAACCAUCUGCGAGCCCUUCUGCAGGGGGGUGGUGGAACUGGGGGGCUACGGCUGCCCUGACACCCCCCCAGAGAGGCUCCACAAGUGUUUCCGGAUGCAGGUGGAGAGCUGGAAGCGCCUGGGGCGGACGCAGCAGGCUCUGGGCUCAGUGACCAUGUGGCUCCUGGCCCUGGCCCAGCCUGGGGGACCCCUGGCCCAGACUGGGGGGGUCCUGAGGGCCCAGCCUGGGGGGCUCCUGCACGAACCUGUGGGACUCUGGGCCAGGAUCAAAUCGGAGGCGGCCAAACAGGGCCAGGAGGAGCUGCGGCUGCGGACCCUCAGGGACUCCCUGGAAGGCCAUUCCCUGGACUGGGCCACCCUGGUGUCCCUCCUGCUGGCCGAGCUCCAGGCUUACAAGUGCCUGAAGUGGGACACGGGGCCGGAGCGUUACAACGUCCUGUGUGACCUCCUGGAGCUCUGCCCCGAGGACCCCAGGGGGCUCCUCCCGAGGGCUCUGGGGCUCCUGGAGCUGGCCCAGGUCCUGUGCUACCACAGCUUCGCCCCCCACACCGACUGCUCCGCGCUGGACGCGAUCCGGGAGGCCCUGAGGCUGCUGGAAAAGGUGCCCCGGAAUUCCCAGAACCGGGAUCAGCUCCUGGAUGAGAAGGCCCAGGCCCUGCUCUGGCUCCACAUCUGCACCCUUGAGGCCCACAUGGAAAAGGGCAUGGAGAGGGAGCAGAGGGGGAGGACCCAGGGCAGCAGGAACCUGGAGGAGUUUGAACCCAACGACCUGAAUGCCGAGGGAAGGGCAGGAGAGGAGCUGGAUCCGCAGGAUGGGAUCAGCUGCACCCUGGACACCGACAGGGCUCUGACCAAAAGCCUGGACGAAGCCUUUUCCCUAUGGAAGCAGCUCCUGGAAUCCCCUGGAAUUCCCUGUGUUCGGAGCCUGGAACAAACCAUGACCUCCCUGCACCUCCUGGCCACCCUCUACAAGCUCCUGGCCAAGCCCAUCCAAGCCCUGGAGAGUUUCCUGCUGCUCCGAUCCUUGUGCCGGAGCCUCAGUGACACUCCCGGCGCUGCCUGGGCCUUGUCCCACCUCACCCGCCUGCUCCUGCAGCUGGAAUGUCCCACCCAUGCCCAGGUUUUCCUGGAAGAGCUGGAGUCCAUCCUGAGGGAAUUCCCAGGUGGAGAUGAAUCCCAGCAGCUCCUGCAACAUUCCUGCCUCCUGCUCCGGAGCCACCUGUGCUGUGUCAGCCAAAAAAUGGAGGAGGGGCUGUCCCUGCUCCUGCAGGUUCUCCAGAGCCCCCUGGCCCAAAAGGCCACCAAGGGCUGGUACCUGCUCCAGGCCCAGGGGCUCCAGGUGGUGGCCACGUACCUGGGAAUGGCCCCUGCACACCUGGAUCCAGAGCUCCGGCACCAGCUGCACCGGAAAGGCUGGAAGACCCCCAAGGUGGCCCUGAUGGAGGUCCAGAAGCUCCUUCGCAGUGUCACCAUCUUCCUCCUGGGCUUUGACAUCCUGGGGGGCUCCCGGAGCAACGAGGGGGCAGAGCAAUUCCAGGACUAUGGUGCCAACGUGGUGCUGAAGUGGGAGGUGCUGGGGGAGGCCCUGUGGUGCUGUGAGCGCCUGGUGACGCUGCUGGGCCGGGCCGAGGUGCUGUGCCGGGCCAGGGCCUUCUGUGGGGAGGCCCUCAGGCUGUCCGGGCUCCUGCAGGGCACACGCUGGUGCACGUCAUUCCUGCUGCUGAAAUCCCAUCUGGAGCUGCAGCAGGGGGAGCUGGAGCUGAGCCAGCUCAACCUCCAGCACACCCUGUUCCUGCUGCAGCCCCACCCAGAGCACAACCCCCCCCCAGGAGCCCCUGCUCCCACCCAAGAUCCACCCGAGGAAGGGCCACAUGGAGCCGAGGAGGCGCUGGGACCACCCCAAAAACCCCUCGGGGGAGGAGGAGAGGGGUUCCUAAAGGGCCCUGCCCUGGAAUUCGUGGCUCCUUCAAGCUCCCAGGACCCUCUGAGUGCCCUCACAGCCUCCCCUAAGCUGAAACCCGGGAAGAAGAUGAGCCUGGCCUUCCUCUCCCACCCCUGGAGCUGCCCCUGCUGCCUCUGCUCAGACCUGGUGGUGUCGGUGCUGGGCCUGCGCUGGGCCCUGGCCCAGGCCCGGGGCCGGGUCCUGGCAGGGGAAGGGGCAGCGGGGGUGGCCCUGGUGAGGAGGGUCCUGCCCCGCUGUGCCAGGGUGGGCCACAGGUUUGCCAGGGAGCUCAGCGACAGGCUGGGAGGGCACCGCAGAAAAGGGGAGCCCCCCGGGGACAGGGACCACCCUGGGAACCAGGACUUCUCUGGGACUGGGGACCCCCUUGGGAACCAGGACCUGGGGCUGGAGGACCCCUGUGAGGACCAAGACCCUGCUGAGAACUGGGAUCUGCCCACCCUGGACCCCCAGAACCCCCCCAGAAUGAGACCCCAGCCCACCCUGGGUCUGCUGGACGAGCUGGUGGCCAUGGGCUACUCCACACUGGCCCUGCAGAGCCUGAGCGGUGCCGGGGGGCUCUGGGACCCCCAGGACGAGGAGCUGGAGUGGGGAUUGACGUUCCUGGGGUCCUGCAGCCCCCACCUGCCCGGCCUGGGAGUCUCCAGGGCCACCCUCCUGCUGGCUAAGGCCAUGGCCACCCUUGGCCACCUGGCCACCAAACUGGGCCUCUCUGUGGACGAUGUCCUUGGCCAGGGCUGGACCCUCCAACUGCAGCCUCCCCCCCCCAAAAAAGACCCUGAAAGACUCCAAGGCCCCCCCAGCCCCCAGGACGUGUUUGCUCCGGGGGACUUGGACUCUGAGGUUGUGCCCCCCAUUGUCAUCAGGGGGCCCUGCACCCCCCACCCCAAAGCUUUUCCCUCCUUCCCGGGGCUCCCUGGCCUCCCCAGGACCCCCUUCACCAUCUACAACGAGGCCUCACCCCCUCCUUGCAAGGCCCAGCUCAGCAGAGCCCCCCAGAGCCCAGGGGAGGGUCAAGUCCUGCCUAAAGGAAUGGGGGUCAGACGACAGCGGGGGAGGCCCAGAAAGGACCAAGGAAGCCCCCAAAAAGCAGCUCAGAAGAAGGAAAGGGGGACACACUGGGCUGGGGGUUCCAGGAGGAAGAAGGAGCAGGAGACCCCCCAAAAUGUGGCUCUGGAGGAGAAGAAAAGGGGAACCCGCCGGGCUGGGGGUCCCAGGAGGAAGAAGGAGCAGGAGACCCCCCAAAAAGGGGCUCUGGAGGAGAAAACAAAGCAGGGACCUCCCUCCCAGGGGGUGCUGGAGGGGCUGAACCCCCUGAGGGCCGUGGAAGAAGAGGAGGAGGAAGAGCUACGGCUCAGCUUCGAAGUCUCCCAGGAGUGGGGGGGACCCCCAGGGAGGGUCCAGCCCAAGGCCAGUGAGGACGUCCCAGGCAGGGGGGACCCCUCACCAGGUUUGGGGGCACCCUUGGCCAUGGCUAGAGGUCACCCAUCCCUGGACUCAGUUGUGGAGCUGCUGCAGGAGGCCCUGGGCUGGAUCAGCCACUUCCCCCCGGGGUCCCUGUAUGGGGGGCUGUGCCAGCUGCUGGCCCUGCUCACGGGGGACAGGGACCCCCUGGGCACAGCGGGGCUGCUCUCGGAGUCCUUGUAUGUCACUGCCCGCCACCAACUGCUGGGCAUCCUGCACAGCCGGGCAAGGAAGAAGAGGAAGAAGGAGAAGUUGGGAGGGGAUGUGUCGGAGCAGCUCCAGAGCCUUUCCCUGCGGGAAGGGGGGGACCCCCCCCAGCCCUGCCCCCGCCUGGCCCAGCUCGAGGAGCUCUUCCAGUUCAGCACCUCGGGGCUGGGGACUCCAGAGAGGGAACAAUUCCGGGAGCAGAUCCAGCAGAUCCCCAGUGGGAUGACCGUGGUCCUGCUGGCCCUGGGCAGCCCCUGCCCGGGGGCUGUUGGGGACACUCUGCUCCUGACGCGGCUGGAGAGGGACAUGGAGCCCCUGAGCAUCCGGAUCCCCACCCACAGGUCCCAGGCCCCCCUCAGCUCCAUCCUGAGGGAAUUUGAGUCGAUCCAACGUGAGCAGAAGGAAGCCAACGGAUGCACAGACAAGCAGGAGUGGUGGUCACGGCGUUCCCGGCUGGAUCAGAGGAUGAAGAUCCUCAUCCAGAGCCUGGAGUCCCAUGUUUUGGGGUGCUGGCGGGGGCUGCUCCUGCCCAGGUCCCCCAGGAGCUCCCCCAGCUUGGCCGAGGAAUCCUCUCGGCUCAUCCCGGAGCUGCGGAGCUGCGGCUGGAAUGACCCUGACCCUGCCCUCGUCCAGGUGCUGCUGAAUGGGGCCCCUGCACUGACCCCCCCUGACAUCCAGGCCUUGGCCUUCGGCCUCUGCCCGGCCCGGCCCCUCCGGGCGCGGCUGCUCCUGGAGGAGGCCCUGGAGGGGGCCCUGGAGAGGGACCGAGGGGACAGCAGGGGGUCCCUGGUGCUGCUGCUGGACAAGCACCUGCAGCGUCUCCCCUGGGAGUCCCUCCCGGCCCUCGGGGCCGUGCCGGUGACGCGGCUCCCAGCCCUGCGGUUCCUGCUCAGCUAUGUGAUGGCCCAGCAGAGCUCAGGGUCCAUCCUGGCCCGGGGGGUGAACCCCAAAAGCACCUUCUACGUCCUGAACCCCCACAACAUCCGGGGGGGCCCCCGGGCCCCUUUCCGGGCCGGGUCGGAGGGUGAGCCAGGCUGGCACGGCGUGUCUGGCUCUAUCCCGACCCCGGAGCAGAUCCAGGAGGCCCUUCUGGAGCACGACCUCUACAUCUAUGCAGGGCACGGGUCGGGGGUGCGGCUCCUGGACAGACAGACCCUUUCCCGGCUGGAAUGUCGGGCCGUGGUGCUGCUCUUCGGCUGCUCCAGCGCUGCCCUGGCCCUGAGGGGGGGCCUGGAACCCACCGGGACUGUGCUCAGAUACAUCAUGGCCGGGUGCCCCCUGGUACUGGGGACGCUGUGGGACGUCACUGACCGGGACCUGGACCGCUUUGCCCAGGCCCUGCUGCGGGGUUGGCUGGGGGGAGGCCCCGGGACCCCCCUCCUGCCUCACCUGUCCCAGGCCCGCCAGGCCCCCCGACUCAAAUCCCUCAUCGGGGCUGCACCCGUGGCCUACGGGCUGCCUGUGAGCCUCAGCUGAGGGGGGUCCCUCCCAUUGUCUUUGGGGUUCCCCCAUUGCUUGUGUGGGCUGGAGGGUCCCCCAGUUGGUUUUGGGUCCCCCCUGUUACCUACAGGCUCCUCAUCUCCCUGUGGGGAUGGUUGGGGGGUCCCCCCCAUUGUUUGGAGAUUCCCUUGUUACCUUUGGGGUCCCCCCAUUGCCCUGCUGAGGAUUUCGGGGUCCCUCACCACCAUGGGGCCUUUUGGGGGUAUCUCUGUCUGUUUUGGGGUCCCCGUGCCUGUUUUGGGGAGUUUUGCACGCCUUAAUUUAUUUUAAUGAAAUUGGUUUUAUUCGAGUUUCUGCAACAAUUAAAUAAAUAAAAGCUG